CAUUGGAAAGGUAGACACCUCUUUGGCUGGACAACUGGACCAUGGACAGGGAUCUCAGCGAAGAUGACAGCGUGAUGGAGCUCAGCUUCAAGGCCGAGAGUCCUCUGACGCCCCCUGCUGAGCUCCUAGAGAGAAUGUCGAGCUGUGACCACCUUCUUCGUGGGGGCACACAGCAGAUUUUCUUCCCACUUUUGGAGGCCCCGGGAAGGCCCCAGCAGCCCAGUUCCUGGUCCUUGGUCCUGGAACAGAGGUUUUUCUCCACUGUGGACCAUGCUCAGGGCCUCUCCCUUCUCCGGGCCUCAGUUUCCCGUUGGCAUGGCGAAGGGAUGGACCAGUUGAGGUCGCUGGCCCUUCCCAGACCCCUGCCUCUCCGCUCGGUCCCCAGCAGGGCCCCUCUGGUAACGGAGGAGGUGGCCCGUGAAGCCUUCCUCAGCUUCGUGAACUCCAAGUGCUGCUAUGGCAGCGCAGCCGCCGGUGACCUCAUCAUCCGGGAGCUGAAGAAGCAGACCCUCUGCAGGUAUCGGCUAGAGACCUUCAGCGAAUCCAGGAUCACUGAAUGGACGUUUGAACCUUUUACUAACCACUCUGUAGAUGGACCUGAAAGAGGGACUUCUCCCAGGCUCUGGGACAUCAACGUCCAGGUUCCUCCAAUGUUUCAGGAAGACACCAGGAAGUUUCAGGUUCCUCACUCGUCACUGGUCAAGGAAUGCCACAAAUGCCAUGGGCAUGGGCGACACAAGUGCAGAGGCUGCCACGGGGCAAGCAUGGUGAGGUGCUCCUCCUGCAGUGGAUCCAAGCGCAAAGCCAAGCAGCCACGGAGGUGCCAGGUGUGCUCGGGGUCCGGCCGCAGAAGGUGCAGCACGUGCUCGGGGAGGGGGAACAAGACCUGCACCACCUGCAAGGGGGAGAAGAAACUGCUGCACUUCAUUCAGCUCAUCAUCAUGUGGAAGAACAACCUGUUUGAGUUUGUGUCUGAGCACCAGCUGAACUGCCCUGGGGAGCUCCUUGCUAAAGCCAAAGGAGAAAACCUCUUCAAAGAUGAAAACCUGAUGGUGUACCCCAUCGUGGACUUCCCGCUGCAGGAGAUCUCCCUGGCUUCCCAGAGGGCCAUCGCCAAGCACAAUGCCACCCUGGCCUCCCGCACCCGCAUCCUGCAGCAGCGCCAGACCAUCGAGCUGAUCCCCCUCACAGAAGUUCAUUACUGGUACCAUGGUCAGACGUCUGUCUACUACAUCUAUGGCACCGACCACAAGCCUGGUUCCUGCCCUUUAAGGCCUGGUGGGGGAAAUAAAAGAGCAUGGUGAUUGCAGAGACUGAGCAAGGAAAGAAACAGAAACCACAAUUUGCUUGCAAAGCUGAUAUGCUCUCUGGAGCCAUGGCAUGCCGUACAAAACAGCUGAGUUCGGAUUGUCUUAGCAGCAGCUCCUUCAGGCCCAUCUGUGCCAAGAUAACACCACAGGUAAGCUGUAUUACAGUAACUCUGCAUGGGCUCAGGUGUUCCAGAUGUAAGCCCUCUGGCUGUUUCAGACAUCAGCAGGUUUUGAAAGCUUUGCAGAUGAUUCUAAUAUGCAGCCAAAGUCGAAAACCCUGGAGUGGACCAGUGACCCUCAGCUGGGGGUGAGCAUUGGCCUCCACUAGGGAGCUUGUUAAAACUACACCUUCCCUAGUCCCAGACCUCCCGAAAACAGACUCUCCCAGUGGAUGACUCAGCCAUGUAUAUUUCCACAGAGUCUCUGGGAGAUUCUGAUACAGACACCAGGUUCAGAGCCAUGCCAGGGCUUCUCAACCUCUAACUUGCCUAGCAAUCACCUGGGGAUCUUGUCAGAAUGUGGAUUCUGAUGCAGCAGGUCUGGGGUGGGGAUUGCUACUUUGCAUUUCUGGAAAUCUCAUAGGCCACUGCUGAUGCUGUAGCAAGGAAGUCGACUCUGGGAAUUCUUCUCACUCGAACAUUCCCGAGUCUCUGGCACAGCUAAUCUGUUCUUUUGCCUGUGCCCCCUCCUCUCCCACACCCUGGGAUCACUAUCUCAAGGCCCUUUCACAAUUAUGGUUGAAUUUCUCCCCCACAUCCACCAUUUCAGGUGAUGUUAUAGGAGCGCCAUUUUACAGAUGAUGCAACUGAGGCCCACAAGGCCGAGUAAUUAGUCCAAAGCAAUGUGGCCCCAGCCAAUGGCAGUUAGGACUCAUAACAGAAAAAAUAGCAAGAUGACACCACCACCACCCCUGAUCCCUGGUUGGCCCCUUGAGUCUUUUCCAUUCUAAUUACAGAGCUGGGGCCUCAGUGUGGCUUUGCUCAGGAACUGAAAUCACCUGAUAUGUUUGUCCAGUGGGUGAAAAGUGGCCUUUAUUU
This is a messenger RNA of Choloepus didactylus (southern two-toed sloth), 2347 nucleotides long. RefSeq names its product ssu-2 homolog (gene SSUH2). Gene Ontology annotation, molecular function: heat shock protein binding. The record is from RefSeq and is a predicted model, not a curated record. The coding region runs from base 42 to 1304 and encodes 420 amino acids. Lineage: Eukaryota; Metazoa; Chordata; Mammalia; Pilosa; Megalonychidae. The transcript has 13 exons.